Ipomoea nil (Japanese morning glory) is the source of this 1339-nucleotide messenger RNA. Its product is annotated as desiccation-related protein At2g46140. The transcript is spliced from 3 exons. Gene Ontology annotation, cellular component: cytosol. The record is from RefSeq and is a predicted model, not a curated record. The coding region runs from base 126 to 1067 and encodes 313 amino acids. Gene Ontology annotation, biological process: response to desiccation. Lineage: Eukaryota; Viridiplantae; Streptophyta; Magnoliopsida; Solanales; Convolvulaceae.
AUCAUUUCCUUAUGUAUUUAUUACACCAAAAAAUUAUCGUGUCUAUAAUUUUUGUCCGGACAAUCUCUUCGUUGAUCGUCUUCAUCAUUUGCAGCCGAUAAUCUCUCGUUAGCUUGUGAGAAGGUAUGGCAUCGUCUGAUAAUCCGGAGAUAGUGGAAAGGGGUAUCAAGGACAAGGAAGACAAGGAGGAAGAACAGGGUGGGUUCUUGGACAAGGUGAAGGAUUUUAUCCAUGAUGUAGGGGAGAAGAUAGAGGAGACAAUCGGGUUCGGGAAACCAACUGCAGAUGUUUCUGAGAUUCAUAUUCCUCAUAUCAAUCUUGAAAGGGCAGAAAUAGUGGUUGAUGUGCUUGUGACGAACCCAAAUCCUGUUCCAAUCCCUCUCAUUGACAUAAACUACUUAAUUGAGAGUGAUGGGAGGAAGCUGAUCUCGGGGCUGAUCCCUGAUGCCGGAACUAUACAUGCACAUGGUUCAGAAACUGUCAAGAUACCAGUUAACCUGAUUUAUGAUGACAUUAAGAGUACAUAUAAAGAUAUAGAGCCCGGAAGCAUAAUUCCAUAUAGGAUAAAGGUGGAUCUCAUAGUGGAUGUGCCUGUUUUUGGUAGGUUAACCCUGCCUCUGGAGAAAACUGGUGAAAUUCCCAUUCCUUACAAGCCAGAUAUUGAUCUCGAGAAAAUUCAUUUCGAGAGGUUCUCUUUUGAAGAAACUGUUGCUAUUCUUCACUUGAAAUUGGAAAACAUGAAUGACUUUGAUCUGGGGCUCAAUUCACUUGACUAUGAGCUUUGGCUCUCUGAUGUGAGCAUUGGGAGUGCAGAACUUGAGAAGGCAGCCAAAAUUGAGAAAAAAGGAACUAGCUCCAUUGAUCUCCCCGUCACCUUCAGGCCCAAGGACUUUGGCUCUGCUCUAUGGGACAUGAUUAGAGGUAAAGGCACUGGCUAUACAAUGAAAGGACAUAUCAAUGUGGAUACACCGUUUGGAGCAAUGAAGUUACCCAUCAGCAAGGAGGGUGGUACCACCCGUCUUAAGAAGAAUAAGGAAGAUGGGGGAGAUGAUGAUGAGGAGGAUUGAAGCUGUGAAACAAUGAUGAGGGAAAUAAACUGUCAGGGUUAUGAUGGUGAUUAUGAAUCCAUUUUUUAUAUCAGGGAAUUUGAACUGGGUUGUCGAUUUUCAAAGACAAUUGAGUGUGUGUUUUAGAACGAAGACUUGGAAGUAUGUUAUUUGGUUGUGCUUUUGGUGUUUCAGACUUAAAGUGAGGCUGUUGUUUAAACCGUGAGAGUGAUAUGCGGACGUGUUGUUUGUGGUUAUGUUCAAUAGAUAUAUGGUAAUUUAUAUUCGCCUCA